Molecule: messenger RNA, 2826 nt
Organism: Papaver somniferum (opium poppy)
Lineage: Eukaryota; Viridiplantae; Streptophyta; Magnoliopsida; Ranunculales; Papaveraceae
Product: probable protein phosphatase 2C 40
Exons: 7
Coding region: 749-2332 (527 amino acids)
Biological process (GO): protein dephosphorylation
Molecular function (GO): protein serine/threonine phosphatase activity
Source: RefSeq, a predicted model, not a curated record
GCUUUACCAUAAUGCUUUGCCUAAGUAAUGUCCCGCAGGAUUUUGCCUGCCUUUACCGGAGUCUUGAAGAGAGCCCAUGAAAAUCCUAGACAGCAGCAGUUAGAUCCUCUCUCUCCUGGAGCCGGAGAUCUUAAUUUGUCGUGUUACUUUUUUCUUCUUCUUUAUAUUCCAUCUCUCUGACUAAAUCUCUUCCCUCUAUCAAAAUCUUCCUCCUCCUCCUAUCUUUUUCUUUUCUCUUCUCACGUCAAAGAUAAAAACGAGUUAACUUAGAUUCAUAAUUGAUCGACAGGUUGAACAAUAUAUCUGUCUUUCUCCACUCUCCUACGAUUCCAUGUUUUAAUGGCUCAGCGUCAUUCUCAAGCUCAACACCACCUCAUCUGAUUAUUAUUCAUUCAAUAAUUUUAAUUAUUAGAAUCAAUCAACUUGAAGCUGUUCGACACAUGAAGGUGAUUUCUCGUAUUUGCUGUCGCCGUUAUCAUCGUUCAACGACUAAUGGGAAUUGUGGGAGAUGUAUUUAACCAAUAUGAUGUUCAAACUCUUAUGCCUAAAUCUGUCUCACGGGUUCGUUAUUUGUUGAGGAUCAGAAGACCACCUUUUACUUGGAAGGCUCAACUCCUCUCUGUUUAUAAGUGUCUGAAAUUAUGUCUCUAGAUCUGGUAUAGCAUGUCCCUGCCUAGCUAUUGAAGGAAAAUUAGUUUUUUCUCCACAAAACCAAAUUGAUCCUCUCACAUUCUCCCAUCCUGAAAGUAUGAAGUUGUCUGUGGAAAUCACUGAUCCUGCUAGCGAGCUUAGUGUUAGCUUUGGUUAUCAGUGCAGCACCUUGGACCAUGAUAACUUUUCCGUGCAACCUGAUCAAUCUGAGUUUUCUCGAGGGAUUCCGAUUCAAAACACAAACCGGAACGGUUCUUUUUCUUGCUUGUCCGGUGCUGCUCUUAGUGCUAAUGCUACGUUAGCAAACACGAAUAUCGGCAAUGGUCUUAUAGGUGAGGAGAUAUUACCUGUUUUAGAUUCUCCGAAAUCAUUUCGACGAAUGUCUUCUUCUCCCUCUCUUUCGCGGUUGGACCUUAGUUCAUCGCCUUCUCAGAAUUGUAUGCCUAUCCUGGCUGGAAGUGUCCCUACGAGAACUGGUUUUCUCUAUGAGAAUGGAAAUGCUACCUGGAAACCUAUGAGUGCGCCUAUGAGGGUAGAGUCACGCAGCUUCCUCAGUGGGAUGGAUGUACAGAUGGCUGGUGGUGCUGCAGGGGAAGACCGAGUCCAAGCUGUUUGUUCUGAAGAAAAUGGAUGGCUCUUUUGUGGAGUGUAUGAUGGGUUUAAUGGACGAGAUGCUGCUGAUUUCUUAGCUGGAACUCUUAUUGAAAAUAUAGGGUUUUACCUUCAGGCGCUGGAGUGGCGUAUGAGAAAGGAACAAGAUGCAUCCAAUUUUACUUCUAAUGAAGAUGAGACCAUCCCCAGUAAAUCGUUACCAACUAUUGGAUGUCAUGAUCACUCUUCAGAUUCUCAAAGAAAGGGAGGAAUUGUCCUCCCGAAUUGUUCCAGUGGAGAAGUCCUAACUGAGUCAUUCCGCCUGGGAGUGAUGGACUGUCUCAUUCGUGCCCUUGCCCAAGCUGAGACUGAUUUCAUGUACAUGGUUGAACAGGAAAUGGAUGACCGACCCGAUUUAGUAUCUGUUGGUUCAUGUGUCCUAUUGGUACUUCUUCAUGGGAAGGAUUUGUACGUCCUCAACCUAGGUGACAGUAGGGCUGUUCUGUGUACCAGCGACAACACUGGAAGUGGUUUAGUAAAAGCCAUCCAACUGACAGAAACUCACACAGUUGACAAUGAAACUGAGUGCAGCAAAGUAAUAGCUGAUCACCCUGAUGAUCCCUCUCCUAUUGUUCGGGGAAGACUGAAAGGAAAACUGAGGGUAACCAGGGCACUAGGAGUUGGUUACUUGAAAAAGAGAGAAAUGAAUGAUGCGCUGAUGGGCAUCCUUCGAGUUCGAAACUUAUGCAGUCCACCAUAUGUUUAUACUGCACCAUUCACCAAAAGUCAUAGAGUUUCAGAGGAUGACCAGUUUGUCAUUGUGGGAAGCGAUGGAUUGUUCGAUUUCUUCAGCAACGAUGAAGUUGUUCAGAUUGCACAUGCGUUCAUUCAGGAAAAUCCUUUUGGUGAUCCGGCGAAGUAUCUGGUGGAGCAGCUUGUUCUAAGAGCUGCUGAAAGUGCAGGUUUCAGUACUGAGGAGCUGAUGAGCAUUCCUGUUGGGAGGAGGAGAAAGUAUCAUGACGAUGUUACCAUUAUCGUUAUCAUCCUUGGAAAUAAGCAGCGUACAUCUACUGCUUCCACAUCUUUGUAGAGAAAGUAGUCACAUCGCCCCAGAAGAAGAUACGAAGGAAGGGACCCAUAGUCUAGUUGAGGAUAGUAGUAACUAAUGAGUUGUUGGAGAACAAAAUUCAUCAUCCAGAUAUGAGGGAUACUAUUUUCAAAUUGCAUCUUCAUGGACAAAUUCUUUGGGUGGAAGGCGUGUGAUUUAGUAGGCAUUUCAUCUACAAGACAACAAUAGAUCAGCUGUUGGAAUGAGGCCUUUUACAUUUAUCCUUCUUACAUUUUCGGUACUUGUGGCUAUUGAUAAUUCUGUAAGCCAAAACCGAUGGUAGAAUGAUGUGCAUAUCUUCCACCAAAAAAGUUCUAAUUUUGUUGAUCUUGUGAGUUUCCAUUGGUACUCUUUAUCUUCCAUCUGUUGAAACCUGGGUAAUUCAAUUCAAGAGUACUCGUGUUGCUUAUAUGCUCAUUUGUAAUUAGCAUUUCUCAAGCUGAUACAUUACUGUUAAUAUUUAUAAAUAUUAAUGA